Messenger RNA from Physcomitrium patens, 2250 nucleotides. RefSeq names its product 1-aminocyclopropane-1-carboxylate synthase 7. Gene Ontology annotation, molecular function: pyridoxal phosphate binding; transaminase activity. Gene Ontology annotation, biological process: biosynthetic process; amino acid metabolic process. NCBI's taxonomy places the organism in Eukaryota, Viridiplantae, Streptophyta, Bryopsida, Funariales, Funariaceae. The record is from RefSeq and is a predicted model, not a curated record.
ACAUCUGUUUGUGUUGACCGGUGCAGUUAUGGUUGCGAUUCAAUUGGGAGAUGGGUUGUUGGAAAGGUCGUCUGGGUUCGGUCGGAAGCGAAGCAGUUCUAUGUGUAAUUUGGCGACUCGGUUGCGGUGAUUCUGUCUCGCGUCUUUGUAAAUCUUCGUGGUGCUGUGGGCGAAUGUUGCUACCACCUUCGGGCGUUCAUGCGAAUCGAAAGUGUUUUCCGCUUUCCUAUUCGUGGUAGCUAGUUUGGCCACUGUCAUGGUUUACUUUUAAUUAGUGGGAUUGGAUUGCCUUCCUUCGGUCUCAUGCGUUUUUAGAUUUGGAUGGAGGUGAAGAGUCCUAAUUUGAGCCAGCUAGUCGCUAACUAGUAUAUCGUAUCGGUGAUGUCCCUGCAACUCUUUGACGAAUUGUUGGGAGAUUCUAGGGCCGAGAGCUUGGCUGACCACUUGACAAAGAAAUCCAAAGUGUUGUCAUCCAUGGGGUUGGUUGUACCUCUGCAGGGGAUGCUGGGAGGGCGUUACGGGCUUGCACUUGGCUGCAUUAUUCCACUGGUGAGCUUUUAUCUCAUUCAGUUAAGGCCCAGAAAAUUCCUCCCGCUGGAUCCAAAGCCUGCCCAAGUAAAAUCUCUUGAGAAGAAUGAGGCGGUCGAGGUGCAACCACCAAUCUCGGCAAGGGCAAUGUCCGUGAUUUCUAUACAAGAGACCCCUUAUUACAUUGGCGGGAAGGAAAUGAGUGAGAAUGGAUACGAUUCGGUCCUUAAUCCUACUGGCUGCAUUGAAUUUGGAACAUCAGAGAACAAGUUAUCUUUGGAUUUGUUACAAGAAUGGCUCUCGAAGUGGGGCGAUAACCUGCUGGAUUUGAAUGAAGCGGGUGGCUACGUCGACUUUAGUGGCCUCAAGUCCUUGAAAUCAGUGCUUGCAAGGUUCAUGGGAUCGGUGAUGGGAGGCCGGGUGGAGUUAGAGCCAUCGCAAAUGGUGUUGACUGCUGGAGCCACUCCCACAUUGGAGAUAUUAGCUUUCUCCUUGGCUCAGCCUGGAGAGGCUUUCCUAGUUCCUUCUCCGUAUUACGCGGGGUUUGAUAGAGACAUAAAGUGGAGGAGCCAAGUGGAGCUUAUACCAGUACCCUGUAGCAGUGACACCGAUUUCAAGUUAACACCCGACGUUUUAGAAAGUACCUUUCGAAGAAUGUCCAGGAAAGGUAUUAAAAUACGAGGAGUACUGAUUUCAAAUCCAUCAAAUCCUGUGGGCAAUGUGCUUGACCGAGCUGCUUUGACUUCCCUCUUAGCCUUCACGCAGGACAAGAAAAUUCAUCUCCUUGUGGAUGAGAUUUACGCAGCUUGCACUCACGAAGAGUAUGCUUUCACAAGCAUUACUGAAAUUUUAGAUACUCCAAAAUCUCAUUACAAUCGGAGUUACGUGCACAUCAUUUAUGGUCUCUCCAAGGACUUGGGCAUUGCAGGUUUUAGGGUAGGGGUUCUGUACUCUUGGCACAAGCAGGUUCUGGAAGCUGCCAGCCGGAUGGCACGAUAUUGUGCAGUCUCCACAGCAACACAGCAGCUGUGCACUUCUUUACUCUCCGAUGAGCAGUUUAUGAGCAUGUUCUUGUUUGAGAACCGGAGAAGAAUCACCAAACGGUAUCGUAAAGUUGUGGCCGAGUUAAAUAAGAUUGGCAUCCAGAGUAAGAAUAGCAUGGGUGGGCUAUUUUGCUGGAUUGAUCUUCGGCAUGUGUUGGCGUCACCUUCCAAAGACGAAGAGAUGAAGCUGUGGAAGCAUCUCUUGUACAAAGUGGGGUUGCAUUUAACUCCUGGGACGUCGUGUUGGUGUGAGGAGCCGGGGUGGUUCAGGCUUUGCUUUGCAACUGUUGACAAUGAAACGCUUAUGGUUGCGUUUCUUCGCUUUCAGAAGUUCAUGCAGAAUUCUGUAUAUUGAAAGGGCUUCUUAUUGGAUUCUACCUUAAACCCUAAACCCUUGCUUAGACAUAUAUGGAUGGAGUCGGAUGUAAUGUGGAGGGAAGGUCUACACCAGUGUGAUUGUGUCUUUAUUCAAAAGGAAUUAACAUGGACUAGAAUUCAAGAAACAACUCUGCACUUAUUCAGAUCUGUUAUAUUUAAUUUCGUAUUGGCGAAGUUGGCUCUGUCAUUAGUCAUUUUUUGAUAGCUAGUUGUCGUUGCGGACAGACAAGGGUACUUUUAUAUUGUUUGAACAUUAUUUGCGGGAUGUAUCUCUAAUAAAGCGUAGUCUGAUUCCGAGAUC